GCUUCAAACAUUCUCUCUCAAACCCUAAACACACAACCAUACAACAAUGUCAACAACACUGAACCAUCUCUUUGACCUCCCAGAGCAGAUUUGCUAUGUACAAUGUGGUUUUUGUGACACCAUUCUACUGGUGAGCGUUCCAUGCAGCAAUUUAUCAAUGGUGGUGACUGUGAGAUGUGGCCACUGCACCAGUCUCCUCUCUGUCAACAUGAUGAGACUCUCUUUUGUCCCUCUCCACCAUCUUUUAGCUUCUCUCGGCCAUGAUCAGCAAAAAGAAGAAACCAAUGCACAACACGUCGAUGCUGGAAAAACCUUGGACAUGGAGAUAUCAUCUCCCACGGCUGCCUAUUCUGAUAAUGAAUGGGAAGAGGAUAACAACCCUGUUAAUCGCGUUAUUAAUAAACCUCCAGAGAAAAGGCAAAGAGCACCAUCAGCUUAUAAUCGCUUCAUCAAAGAUGAGAUCAGAAGGCUCAAGGCUGAAAAUCCUAGCAUGGCUCACAAAGAAGCCUUCAGUACAGCUGCAAAAAAUUGGGCCAAUUGCCCUCCCAUUCAUUAUAAAGAUGGUGGAGAAAAUUGUGGCCUGGAAGAAGAGAAGGAGAUAUGGAGUCAUAAUGUAUCUGAGUUUCAGGUGGACAUUGAAGGCAACAAUUUCUAUCAAAGAAAGGCUCCAAGGCAUUCCUUAUGGGCAAGGAUACCAUUUGAGUGAAUAAUUAUAAGCUUAUAUAAGAAGAAAAAUGUUCCAUUUCUAGGGUUUUGCUUGGAUUCUGAAUCAUAUGUCUUUUAGAGACAGAUGCUCUUGGGAAUUAGGUUAUUACUCUACUACUUCAAGUUGUGAAACACUGACAUCAUUUUACUUGAUGAUUGUUAAGCAGGCAAAAAUGAUUUAAAAUUGGAAAUUAUUCAUAUGCUAAUUGAAUCCUAAUAAACAU
Messenger RNA from Mercurialis annua (annual mercury), 929 nucleotides. Its product is annotated as axial regulator YABBY 4. NCBI's taxonomy places the organism in Eukaryota, Viridiplantae, Streptophyta, Magnoliopsida, Malpighiales, Euphorbiaceae. The transcript is spliced from 7 exons. The record is from RefSeq and is a predicted model, not a curated record. Gene Ontology annotation, biological process: cell fate commitment; polarity specification of adaxial/abaxial axis; plant ovule development. Bases 47 to 706 code for a protein of 219 amino acids. Gene Ontology annotation, cellular component: nucleus.